Molecule: messenger RNA, 3362 nt
Organism: Orbicella faveolata
Lineage: Eukaryota; Metazoa; Cnidaria; Anthozoa; Scleractinia; Merulinidae
Source: RefSeq, a predicted model, not a curated record
UUGCUGUUUUACUUACAGGGAGAACGAUUAUGUCGCAGUCAAAUUUUAUUUUGCCGCUCAGCCCGCUUUUUUACCGGAUGUGACGUCACUUUUUGUUGGAUGAUCCAAGCACAAAAAAAGUGCAAGGCGUCGCAGAGUGUUCUCCCCCGCCCCUGGUUUUCACCGGUUUUGUUACAAUAUUCAUUUCACUCUUUCGUUAACCUAAUCGGCUAAUUGGCAGUUUCCAUGGUAAAAAAUUGCGAUAGUAUUAUUGAGACACCCGGCCUACAGUUUGCCGCAAGUAUCGCCGCAAGUAGAGUUAUGCAAAUGGUCCCGCGAUUUUUUUGGUCAGUGGAGAAAAUUAUAAGAAGCAUGCGCGAUGGUGCGUGGUGCUCUUUGUUGUCAGUGUGAAAAGUGCUUGCGAAGCAACUCUGUGAAAAUAUCUUAAACUGUAAAAUCCUGUGCUGAGUCAUCGACCUUUCGGUACAACAUACAUGCCGAUCGCUGUGAAAGGUCUUGGUUGAUAAGCAAGUUGUUUACCGAUGGAGAAAAGAAACGCAGCACCCGAACAGGCACGAGGAAAUAACGAAAGGCAGGGAGGGGUUCCCUAUAACCGACUUGCCGAGGAUAUGGCUCAACCUUUGGCUGAUCUUCAAGUACCGGGAGUUAAUAAUGGAAGUGGGACGAGCGACGAUAGACGAACUGAAAAUGAAACCGAAAGUCUUCCGGGGCCUCGGGAGCCUCCGCAAGGACGCCACAGAGGACAAAGAAGAACUGCUUAUCAGCAGCUUGCAGCAGACAUGGCUGUUCCUCUAGCUGAACUAAAAGUGCCUGGAGCGAGAAAUGAUGGCGAGACAAACAGCGAUGGACAAGUCAAAAGUAAAGUGGAAAAUCGUCGUGAUGUUGCUUCAGUUGAUCAACAAGAAACGAAAAGGCGUGGACGAAAUCAUUAUCUUGCACUCGCAGCGGAUAUGGCCGGUCCUUUAGCGGAGGUCCGUGCACCUGCAAUCAGCGAUGAAAGGGGCUCAGAGUGGUUGCAAACUGACCGCCAAGCGACCGAGUCUUCUCCGCACCAAGAGUCGCUCUCAGAGUACAAUCCAGAUGCAAGUUGUGGCUCAGGUUAUGAUUCAGAGAGCUGCCGACAUUCAAGCUCACUGUUAGAUGCGCGCAGUGAAAGAGAAACCGAAGCUUGUCAAGGCAAAGAUACUGAGUCUGUAGCCGCGCAAGAGUCUCUGUCAGAAUACAACGAAAAUGCUUCUUGCGGCUCGGGCUUUUACCGUUCUGAAUACAGCAUCUCUGAUUACCAAUCAAGCGUCCAGACUUCGGAGCAUGAAAGUGUUAACCAAGGAAGUUUUGCCGCUGAUUGUGGUGGCUUCCGUUCGAAGUCUCCAUCUGAAAUUGACACAGUUCAGGAAGAUUGCCAUUCACAAGUGGAUGGAGAACCUUUCUCGAAACGAACCAAGCUAAACGCAGAAGUGACUGAAGAACUUUCACUUCCGCGUUCGGAGCCGUCUUACACAGAGUCUACGACUACUACUGAUGUCCAAUUUGAAUCUGCCCCGGAGUUAUGUCCUGCUGAAUCCAAGCUAAACGAGUCCCUUCCGGUACAGGACGAGGAAAAGAUAAGUACGCAAAGUAUCCAAGAGCGAGCAAGAAACGUUGUUUCGCCAAUUGAACCGCGUUUGACUUCGGAAUUCGAGCACAUGAAUCUGGCAGGCAACUACAACAGCGUUGAAACUGGAGCAAGUUUUGAUUCUUCUGCAGAACGUUCUGCCCCUGUCUCCCACUCCGAUCACGAGAUGUAUGAGUACGAAAGUAAUCUAGAGUCACUCACAAAAGAUGAAGAUGGGUAUGCUGCUGGAAAGUCCACAGAUUCCUCUGUUGUCGGAAUUGAUUUCUCUUCAUACUCGACAAAUGCUCACAGUGCAAAUGUGUCAACAAGUUUUCUUUCUCAAGGCGCAAGACCGAAGACAAGGCCUAAUGUACCCAAAGGAAAGACACACAAACCCCCCAAACGGAACACCAAGAAUGCUUAUACUGAGCUCGCUAAGGUAGUGGCUGGCGACUUGUCUGCCAUGAAUAGUCAAAUAGAUAAUUCGCACGCUAAAACUCGCCGAGCAGAGGACGAGAAAAAGAGUGUGAGACGACAAGAGUUGUUUGAUGGCAGCACUGUAGAAACAGCGACAUCAGACGAUGCUCCCCAACAGCCAAGCCUGGUAAACGAAAAUGGAACCAGAAGAAAUGAAGUCCAAGGUCAAGGGGAAAAUUUUUCAAGUGAAAUCUUGGGGUCUAGAGCUACUUCGCGAAGAAAACGUGACACGAAGGCCGCCGCAGAGCACAGGUUACAAGUGGAAGAACAGCAGCGUUUGACUGAUAACAUGGCGCCCGAGCUUCAAGCUAUGGUGAUUGAGAUGAUGCGGCGGGAUGAGGAAGAACGAGCGGGACAUGUGCUACUCGACAUGCCCUUGAAUCCCCCUGUUCCCCGUAGGACUUUACCCCAGGGGCGUGGAGGAAAUGUCAACCAAGGAGCUUGUGCGAAAGGACCCUUGAAUCAGGCUGGGGGUAAGAAAUCUCGAAAGGGUCCAAAGAGCAAAGGACAUUAUGUAGAACUGGCAGGCAUUAUAGCACCACAGCUGGCAGCAGUGAAUGCAGCGAUGGUAAACGGGCAUACAGAGGGAGAGCUUGGGGCCGCAGGACAUAAGAAAACAGAUGGGAAUCACACUGGAAACGCUGAGUCGCGUGGAAUCAUUGGAAGCGCCGAUGAAAAAACACUCGACCCAGAACCUGAAACCAGUCCAAUGGACACGACUGGUGCACGUGGAACUGACACGCGUUCACGUGAACAUCGGUUAUCCAAUGGAUGUGCUGCAACAUUGUCUCGUGACCAGUCACGUGCUCACGUAUCUUUGCCUCUUGCGACCAAUGGAAGAGAAACAACAGACGGUCCCGGUGCGUUCAGUUUGGUGGACAGUGCUGGGACUCCAUUACAAAGACGUGAAAAUGGAAACCGAAGAGGAAGCGGGGAUAACACUGGCAAAGGAAAUCGAGGAAAGACUGGCAAGCAGAAAAAACCCAAAGAGGUAGAAAAGAACAAAAGUAAUCUGCUACAAAUGGCAGAAAGCAUGGCGGAAUCUUUACAAAGUCUAAAUGCUCGCCUCGAAGAACAACAACGCCUGCAACAGUCAUUGAAUAGUCGCGGAGCAGCAGCGAGACCCGAAGAAUGUGUUACGCGUGACGCGAAUGGCGUUUUAAGGAAUGAAAGUUGUUCGUCACGCAAGGAAGAUGGUCAUAAAUAGGACAGUGGAGUGAAUAUCGUUUUACCCAUAAGCUGUAAAAAGUGAACAUGUUUUUGUUGGUACUUAAAGGGUGUUGGUUUCUUUAAA